Messenger RNA from Striga asiatica, 3410 nucleotides. Lineage: Eukaryota; Viridiplantae; Streptophyta; Magnoliopsida; Lamiales; Orobanchaceae. The record is from the annotation of a GenBank genome assembly.
AGCGAUUAACACAGUAAAGAGAAUUUUUCACAAUGUACGGCGGUGGAUACGAAUAUGGAGCCCCGGACCCGUACCAUGACCCGGACAGCAGAGCUGCUGACGUGGACAUCGACAAUGACGAGGAUGAAUCGGAUGAGAUCACUCAGGAGGACGCGUGGACAGUGAUCAGCUCGUAUUUCGAGGAGAAGGGCCUCGUGAGGCAGCAAUUGGAUUCCUUUGACGAGUUCAUUCAGAACACGAUGCAGGAGAUUGUCGAUGAGUCAGCCAAUAUCGAGAUCCGACCCGAAGCUCAGCACAAUCCGGGCCGGAGCUCCGAUUCCGUCGAGACAGUCUACAGGAUUAGCUUUGGGCAGAUAUACCUGAGUAAACCCAUGAUGACAGAGUCUGACGGUGAGACGAACACACUGUACCCAAAAGCCGCGCGGCUGAGGAAUCUAACUUAUUCCUCACCGCUUUACGUGGAUGUCAUAAAACGAGUCGUAAAGAAAGGUUACGAUUGUGAGGAGGUCAUUGAGACUCAAGAAUUCCCUAAAGUUUUCAUUGGGAAGGUUCCGAUAAUACUACGUUCGAGCUAUUGUAGCUUGUUCAGUCUUCCGGAGAAAGACUUGAUGGAGAUUGGGGAAUGCCCUUACGAUCAAGGCGGAUAUUUUAUUAUAAACGGGAGUGAGAAAGUGCUGAUUGCUCAGGAGAAAAUGAGCACCAAUCACGUGUAUGUUUUCAAGAAGCGGCAGCCGAACAAAUACGCCUACGUGGCGGAGGGAUCAUCAGGGCAGUACAUACGAGCUACCCUUCCGUACAUCAGAACCGAAAUUCCGAUCAUUAUUGUUUUCCGAGCUUUAGGAUUACAAGCGGAUAAAGAUAUUCUUGAACGCAUAUGCUACGAUUUUAACGACGUGCAAAUGUUGGAGUUGCUGAGGCCUUCCUUGGAGGAAGCAUUUGUUGCGCUCGACUAUAUUGGCAAGAGAGGAUCGACUGUUGGUGUCACAAGAGACAAAAGAAUCAAGUACGCAAAAGAAAUACUCCAAAGAGAGAUGCUUCCGCAUGUUAGUACCGAAGAAAACUGUGAAUCCAAGAAAGCUUAUUAUUUCGGAUACGUUAUCCAUAGGCUGUUAAUAUGUGCACUUGGAAGGAGACCCGAAGAUGAUCGAGAUCACUAUGCGAACAAGAGGCUUGAUCUUGCUGGUCCAUUGUUAGGGGGUUUAUUUCGAAUGUUAUUCAGAAAGUUAACCAGGGAUGUCGGGUCGUAUGUUCAAAAGUGUGUUGAUACUGGGAAGGACGUAAAUUUGCAAUUUGCAAUUAAGGCAAAAACUGUCACGAGCGGACUCAAGUACUCUCUUGCUACCGGAAAUUGGGGCCAAGCAAAUGCAGCGGGGACCAGAGCAGGAGUUUCUCAGGUGCUCAAUCGUUUAACAUAUGCUUCAACACUUUCGCACCUGAGGAGACUAAACUCUCCCAUUGGCCGUAAAUUGGCUAAGCCUAGACAGCUGCACAAUUCGCACUGGGGAAUGAUGUGCCCUGCAGAAACACCCGAAGGCCAAGCAUGCGGAUUGGUCAAGAAUCUAGCACUUAUGGUGUACAUAACAGUAGGAUCAGCAGCAAAUCCCAUUCUCGAGUUUCUUGAAGAGUGGACAACUGAGAGUUUUGAGGAAAUAUCGCCAGCUGUAAUUCCUCAAUCCACGAAGGUAUUCGUGAACGGUACCUGGAUUGGGAUCCACCGCAACCCGGAGCUAUUAGUUGAUGUGAACACUGAAGUCGGUAUUAUCCGUGAUAUACGUCUCAAAGAGCUUCGGCUGUACACAGACUAUGGAAGGUGCAGCCGGCCAUUGUUCAUCGUCGAGAAACAAAAGCUGCUUAUCAAAAAGAAUGAUAUUCUCGCUCUCCAGCAGAGAGAAUCUCUUGAGGAAUACGGUUGGCAUGAUUUGAUCAGAAAAGGGUUUAUCGAAUAUGUCGACACAGAAGAAGAGGAGACCACCAUGAUAUCAAUGACAAUAAAUGACCUUAUGAAUUCGAGGCGAAAUCCGGAUGAUGCAUACUCUGAAACAUUUACGCACUGCGAAAUUCAUCCUUCGCUGAUCUUAGGUGUUUGUGCUUCAAUCAUUCCUUUUCCUGAUCACAAUCAGUCUCCUCGUAACACGUAUCAGUCUGCAAUGGGAAAGCAGGCAAUGGGAAUAUACGUUACCAAUUACCAGCUACGGAUGGAUACAUUGGCCUAUGUGCUUUACUAUCCUCAGAAGCCCCUCGUCACUACUCGUGCGAUGGAGCAUUUACAUUUCAGACAGCUUCCCGCUGGCAUUAAUGCCAUAGUUGCAAUUGCAUGCUAUUCUGGAUAUAACCAAGAAGAUUCUGUAAUCAUGAACCAAUCUUCUAUCGACCGCGGAUUCUUUCGUUCUUUAUUCUUCCGUUCGUAUCGGGACGAAGAGAAGAAGAUGGGGACACUAGUAAAAGAGGAUUUCGGUCGUCCGAGUAGGGAAAGCACACUGGGAAUGCGUCAUGGAUCAUACGACAAAUUAGAUGACGAUGGCUUUGCACCUCCGGGGACAAGAGUCUCGGGCGAGGACGUGAUUAUCGGGAAGACCUCACCACUACCCCAAGAAGAAGCUCAAGGAAAAUCCGCAAGAUUCACAAGCAAAGAUCAUAGUACUAGUUUGCGCCAUAGCGAAACCGGAAUCGUGGAUCAGGUACUGCUGACGACGAAUGCCGAUGGACUGAGGUUCGUGAAGAUCCGUAUGAGAUCAGUUCGUAUACCGCAAAUCGGGGACAAAUUUAGCAGCCGGCACGGACAAAAGGGUACAAUCGGAAUGACUUACACACAAGAAGACAUGCCGUGGACAAUGGAAGGCAUAACUCCCGACAUCAUAGUAAAUCCUCACGCUAUUCCUUCUCGCAUGACAAUCGGACAGCUCAUCGAGUGCAUCAUGGGUAAAGUGGCUGCUCACAUGGGCAAAGAAGGAGAUGCUACACCUUUUACUGAUGUCACUGUGGAUAAUAUCAGCCGAGCGCUACACAAGUGCGGCUACCAAAUGCGGGGCUUCGAAACAAUGUACAAUGGGCACACGGGCCGUGUGCUGACGGCUAUGAUAUUUCUUGGGCCCACAUACUACCAGAGGCUGAAGCAUAUGGUUGAUGAUAAGAUCCAUUCGCGUGGGCGGGGCCCGGUUCAGAUCCUGACCCGGCAGCCCGCAGAGGGUAGGUCUCGGGAUGGAGGGCUGAGGUUCGGUGAGAUGGAACGAGACUGCAUGAUAGCUCAUGGGGCGGCGCAUUUUCUCAAGGAGAGGCUUUUUGACCAGAGUGACGCUUAUCGGGUCCACGUGUGCGAGAACUGUGGGAUCAUGGCCAUUGCCAACCUUAAGAAGCACAGCUUCGAGUGUCGGGGAUGUAAGAACAAGACCGACAUUGUUCAGGUAGAGUAA